Aspergillus calidoustus is the source of this 840-nucleotide messenger RNA. The record is from the annotation of a GenBank genome assembly. NCBI's taxonomy places the organism in Eukaryota, Fungi, Ascomycota, Eurotiomycetes, Eurotiales, Aspergillaceae.
AUGUCCUCGAAAUCCCAUCUCCCCUAUGCUGCCCGCGCGGCAAACCACCCAAACCCCCUCACCAAAAAGCUCUUCUCCAUCGCCGAGGAGAAGAAGACCAACGUCACCGUCUCCGCGGAUGUCACGACGUCAGCUGAGCUGGUGGACCUGGCAGAUCGCCUCGGCCCCUACAUCGCCGUCCUUAAAACCCACAUCGACAUCCUCUCCGACCUAACCCCCGAAACCCUCUCCUCGCUCUCCGCCCUCGCCCAGAAGCACAACUUCCUCAUCUUCGAAGAUCGCAAAUUCAUCGACAUCGGUAACACAGUGCAAAAGCAAUACCACGGCGGCGCCCUGCGCAUCUCCGAAUGGGCCCACAUCAUCAACUGCGCAAUCCUGCCCGGCGAGGGCAUCGUCGAAGCCCUUGCGCAGACAGCCUCCGCCUCGGACUUCCCCAACCCGCAGGAACGAGGUCUGCUCAUCCUCGCUGAGAUGACGAGUAAAGGGUCCCUUGCGACGGGCGAGUACACGGCGCGCUCGGUCGAGUAUGCGCGGCGGUAUCGCGGGUUCGUUAUGGGUUUUGUCAGUACGCGGGCGUUGACCUCUGUGGGGCCUGAGCCGGCGACUGUCGAGCAUGAUUCCGAGGACUUUGUGGUGUUUACGACGGGGGUCAAUCUUUCGAGUAAGGGGGAUAAGUUGGGGCAGCAGUAUCAGACGCCUGAAUCGGCUGUUGGCCGCGGUGCCGAUUUCAUUAUCGCGGGGAGGGGGAUUUAUAAGGCGGAGGAUCCAGUGGAGGCUGUCAAGGCGUAUCGUGAGGCUGGGUGGAGGGCGUAUCUUGACCGGAUUGGCGGGGACGCGUGA